CACCAAACCACCCAAAGAAAGAGAAAGAACCCAAGUAACGAAGGCAGCUUAAAAUUGGAAGUGGUCUUCAAUGGCAGACACCGUUGCAUCUCCUCUUCUCCAGCUUCUGUCUGACAGGCUAUACGUGCUGGCUGGCCUUCCCAACAGUGAGAUUUUAAGAAAGCUGCGCCUCACUUUGGCACGGGUUCAAACAUUGGUCCAGGAAGCAGAGAUGCAUUCCGAGGAUAAUGAAGCACUCAAGUGCUGGAUAACUGAAAUCAAGAACGCUGCAUAUGAAGCUGAUGACCUUUUCGAUGAAUACAAUCUUUGCACGAAAAGGCACAAGGCUCGUGGUACUUUCUUGCUUUCGUUCUUCAUCAAGCAUCUAAUAUUUGGCUUCAGGCUAGGCGGCAAGCUGGAAAAGAUAGAAAAAAAUCUGGGUUCACUUCUGAAGACUGGUGCGGAGUUCAAAAGGAUCAUUGAUGCUUACACUCUAAAAGGACCAGUGGAAGAAAGUCAUUCAGCUCGUGCUCAAGGUGUUCAUCGCCUCUCAAGUUCGUUCAUGAUUGAUUCUGAUGUCGUUGGAAGGGAAUUCGACAAAGAAAACAUCUUGUCCGUCCUGUUCGAGUCAAGUGAUGAGAAUCAACUGACAGUGAUUCCAAUAGUCGGCAUGGGGGGAGUCGGUAAGACGACUCUUGCACAGCUAAUAUACAACGAUUUAUACGCAUCAGGUCACUUUGAGCGCAAAAUGUGGGUCUCAGUUGGUGAGGAUUUCGACCUCAUAAAAAUUGCCAAGGCUAUAAUUGAACAGAUAAAUCAUGAGGCCAAAAAUCUUUCCAGCUUGGAGGUUCUACAAGAGACCCUUCGUCGUAGCAUAUUACAAAAAAGAAUCCUGCUUGUCUUGGAUGAUGUUUGGAAUGAAGAUAGCUUGAAAUGGUCCAUGAUGUCUCGGGGAUUUCUUGGAGCAGCACUUCGUGGAUCAGCAGUUGUAGUCACCACAAGAAAUACGACGGUUGCAAGACUCAGUGGCACGGUCCUGCCUUACUACCUAGGACCUCUGGAUGAAGAAGAUUCCUGGAGUCUUUUCAGGAAGUUUGCAUUUAAAUCCAUUCACAAUAGAGAAAAUAUUGAAUUGGAAGAGAUUGGACGAAGAAUUGUUCAAAGAUGUGGAGGAUUGCCUCUUGCAAUCAAGAGCUUGGCCGGUCUAAUGGGAUCCAAAGAGAAAGCCCGUGAGUGGCUUUUCUUCAUGGAAGAAAACAUAGGGAAUUUACCUGAAUUGGAGAAUCAUUUUUUCUCUGUUUUAAGGCUGAGCUAUAAUCAUCUACCGUCACAUCUGAAGCAAUGUUUUGCUUAUUGUUCCAUAUUUCCAAAAAAUCAUAAGAUCUAUAGAGAGAAGCUGAUCCAGUUGUGGAUUGCUGAAGGUUUUGUCAGAUCAGGAAAGGGAAGCAGAAGGCCAGAGGAUGCUGCAAACGGGUACUUCAUGGAGUUAAUAGAGCGAUCAUUUUUUGUACAGAUAACCAGAGAUGAAUUUGGGGAAAUCCGAGAUUGCAGAAUGCAUGAUCUAGUGCAUGAUCUUGCCCAGUCCGUUGCCAGCGUUGGGUGCUCAAUUUUAGAAACUGGAGAUUCGCAGGUUGUGUCCAAGGAACUUCGACAUUCCUCUUUAGUCGGAAAGUCUGAAACAUCAACUGUCCCUGAAUCACUGAAUGAAGCCACCAACCUACGGACACUGCUUUUAUUAUCUUGUAAGUUUGACUCUAAUCCUAAACUGCUCCAAAACCUUGUCUGCUUGAGAGUGUUGGAUUUAAGUCAGAGUGGCAUUCGAAAACUGUCAAAAGCCAUCGGUAAUUUGAAGCAUCUUAGGUACCUGAAUCUUUCUCACACUCACAUCAAAACAUUGCCAGAGUCGAUCAGUAACCUAAGGAACUUGCAGACACUGGAAUUAGUAGACUGCUAUGAUUUCCAAGAAAUACCAAGAGCUAUUUGUGAGUUAACAAACCUCAGGAAUCUUGAUUUCCAAUCCUGUCCUUUGUUAAUCCAUAUCCCUCUCGGGAUAGGGAAACUCAAGUUUCUGCAAAGGUUACCCGUAUUUCUAGUGAAUAACAUGGAUGGCUCCGCUGGCCUGUGUGAGUUGCGGAGCUUGGAACUAAGAGAAAGAUUAGAGAUCAAGAAUCUCAAGUUUGUUAAAUGUGCAGAAGAUGCUUCUGAAGCAAAACUCCACGAGAAGGCUGGCAUUAUCUCCUUGGCAUUAUCAUGGGGUGAAGACACAGAUUCUGUCACUUCAGUUUUGGAUGACAUAUUGGAGAAACUCAGGCCAACCCCUCACUUGAAAGUUUUGGAAAUAACAGGAUACAAAGGGUUGACAUCCCCAUCUUGGCUGAGGAACCAAUACUUGCCUAAUUUGGUGAAACUUUCGCUGGCUAAUUGUAGUUGCAGAAAGCUUCCACCCCUUGGAGAUCUCCCAUACCUAAACGAUCUAAGCAUCAGAGGUAUGACAGAAGUUCACAGCAUAGGGGAUGAAUUUUAUGGUCACGGUGAUUCUUCUAGUUUCCCAUCUCUAAAGCAACUUGAACUUUUUGAUAUGCCUAAUUUAUCUGAAUGGAAAUGUCGCGGGAAAGAUAAAAUCGAAAGCUUCAGCACAGUCCAAGAAUCAUCAAGCAAUUGGUACAACCGAAGUUUUCCUUGCCUUGAAACUCUAACUGUGAUGGGAUGCAGCAAGUUAAUCAACUUGCCAUCAAUUCCAUAUCUCAAGAGUUUGGCUCUGUGGAACAGCAGUGAGCAGCUACUGGAUUCGAUUUCUAAUCUGACAUCCCUCUCAACUCUGCUUGUUUUUGAAUUUCAACUUUCCCAGCAACCUGUGUUUCUCCUCUCAGAAACUGGAUUUGGUUCUGUUACAACAUUGACCAUCUAUGAUUGUGGUGAUUUGAUCUCACGGUUGAAUGAGAAAAUCCGUGGUUUCACAUCUCUAAAGUAUUUGAGUGUUAUACACUGUCACAGACUCCAGUCGCUGCCCACAGAAGUUGGAUAUCUUACAACCCUCCAGACGCUGAAUAUUGCACACUGCCAGGAUCUGGCUCACUUUCCUGAUACAAUGUCAAACCUUUCUUCUUUGGAAGAAGUGAAGAUUACAGCUUGCCCUUUGCUAGAAUCAUUGCCUCAGAAAAUGCUUGAUCUACCAAGUUCGCCAAAGUUUAUCAUCCAAGACUGUCCAAAAUUGCAAAAGUUCAUGGAACCUUUUGUGACAAGUAGGAGAUCUUCUGGGGUGACACUGACUCCAAAUGCAAGGGAAGAGAUUCAACAGAAUAUUUGCACGCCGAUGUGCGUGUAGCUCAAUCUGCAAGCACUUGACCGUUAUGUUGAGAGUACUCAGUUCCAGUCUUUCCACCUUGAUUGAUGUCAAUUUGUAAGAACCACCUUGCGCCAGUGGCAUGCCUCGGCU
Messenger RNA from Coffea eugenioides, 3415 nucleotides. RefSeq names its product putative disease resistance protein RGA3. The record is from RefSeq and is a predicted model, not a curated record. The transcript is spliced from 2 exons. Gene Ontology annotation, biological process: defense response to other organism. Gene Ontology annotation, molecular function: protein binding; ADP binding. The coding region runs from base 71 to 3304 and encodes 1077 amino acids. NCBI's taxonomy places the organism in Eukaryota, Viridiplantae, Streptophyta, Magnoliopsida, Gentianales, Rubiaceae.